Molecule: messenger RNA, 1821 nt
Organism: Salvia hispanica
Lineage: Eukaryota; Viridiplantae; Streptophyta; Magnoliopsida; Lamiales; Lamiaceae
Product: proline dehydrogenase 2, mitochondrial-like
Cellular component (GO): mitochondrion
Molecular function (GO): proline dehydrogenase activity; FAD binding
Source: RefSeq, a predicted model, not a curated record
GUGCAUAAUAUCCGAGUCUCCUAAACCCCAUCCCACCCAUCCCGCCGCCGAUCAUAAGCCAAACCAUGACCGGCAGCCCCUUCCACCCCCAACUCCUCUGCCGCCUCAAAUCCGGAGCCCGAACCUCCACCACCGCCGUCCUCCCAGGGAAUCUCCUCACCGAUACCCUGCCCCAAGCCGCCACCGCCACCUCUGCCGCCAACAAUCAUGCCGUGAACUUCACCCACACGAAGGAGCUCUUCUCGUCCGUCUCCUCCGCCAAGAUGCUCCGCUCUCUGAUCAUGCUCCGCCUAGCCUCGUCGGCGCCGGUGGCUGAUCUCGGCAUGUGGGUCAUGAAAUCAAGGCUCAUGGACAUCCCUCUUUGCAGGAAGGCGGUCCUCGGCAUCACCGAGCGGACCUUCUACCGCCAGUUCUGCGCCGGAGAAGACCUCGCAUCCGCCAGCGCGACGGCCCGGGAGCUGUCGGACACCGGACGCACGGCGAUGCUCGAUUACGGGCUGGAGCACGCCAACGACAACGAAUCGUGCGACCUCAACAUGGAGGAGUUCCUCCGCACAAUCCAAUCCACGAAAUCCGGCGUUGAAUCUCCCAUUAGUUUCGUGGUGGUGAAGAUCACGGCCAUCUGCCCUGUCCGCGUACUGAAAAGAGUAAGCGAUUUGCUGAGGUGGCAGCACAAGGAUAACUCUCUGAAUCUGCCGUGGAAGCUUAAAUCGCUGCCUCUCCUCGCCGAUUCCAGCCCGUUGUACCACACGGCAGAGCAGCCCGCGGCGCUGACCGCGGAGGAAGAGCGCGAUCUAGAGGCCGCCUACGCGAGGAUGGCGAAGAUCUGCAGGAACAGCAUCGACGCGAGUCUCCCGAUCCUGAUCGACGCGGAGGACACGGCGAUCCAGCCUUCGAUUGAUUACUUGGCGUACGGGGCGGCGGUGGAGUUCAGCAGCGGCGAGGGGGAGCCUCUUAUUUAUAACACUAUCCAGGGAUACUUGAAAGACGCCAAGGACAGGAUGGUGAUGGCGAAGAAGGCCGCGGACGAAAUGCGCGUGGGGCUCGGGAUCAAGCUCGUGAGAGGCGCCUACAUGAAUGCCGAAAACCGCCUCGCCGAGUCUCUGGGAGUCGAAUCCCCGAUCCACGACAACAUCCACAACACUCACCGAUGCUACAACGAGUGCGCCGAUUUCAUGCUGCACCAGAUCGCCCACGGCUCGGGCUCGGGCUCCCUCGUCCUCGCCACCCACAAUAUGGAGUCAGGUAAAAUGGCUGCUGCAAAAGCGGUGGAUUUGGGAAUUGACAAGGACAGCAAGCGGCUCCAUUUCGCUCAGCUGUAUGGAAUGGCGGAAGCGCUUUCGUUCGGGCUCAGAAACUCGGGGUUCAGGGUUAGCAAAUACUUGCCCUACGGGCCCGUGGAUCAGAUCAUUCCGUAUCUGCUCCGACGGGCAGAGGAAAACAGAGGACUCCUCUCUGCAUCCUCCUUUGAUAGAUCGCUCAUGAGGAAUGAACUUAUUCGCAGAGUAAAGUCUCCACCGGUUCACGGCAAAGCUAUGCAGAUGCCUACUUCCCAAGUGUAGAGAUGAUAUGAGUGUGGAAUUGCAACUGCAGAGAAAAUGUAAAUAGAUUUUGGAGGAGACAAAUGAUUUAUUCCAAUGUCGAAAAAUAUGUAAAAAGGUUUUUGUCCCUCUCAAGUUCCAUUAAUAAUCCAGCAUUUCAGGACAUGGUCCUAAAACUGCUCAACUUUUUAUUUUCUUGUUUUCGAGUCGUUUUCGAUGAGUAUGUAAAAUUUGUUUUUGGCUCAAUUCAGAUGUUAAAUUUGUGGCAAGAAUUUUAUUA